Messenger RNA from Lodderomyces jiufengensis, 1581 nucleotides. RefSeq names its product chaperonin-containing T-complex subunit (gene CCT2). Gene Ontology annotation, molecular function: ATP hydrolysis activity; ATP-dependent protein folding chaperone; ATP binding. The transcript has a single exon. Gene Ontology annotation, cellular component: cytosol; chaperonin-containing T-complex. Bases 1 to 1581 code for a protein of 526 amino acids. Gene Ontology annotation, biological process: protein folding. The record is from RefSeq and is a predicted model, not a curated record. Lineage: Eukaryota; Fungi; Ascomycota; Pichiomycetes; Serinales; Debaryomycetaceae.
AUGUCUGUAAAUAUUUUCAAAGAUCAAGUUGAGGAAGAUAGAGCUGAGAAUGCUCGUAUGUCAGCAUUUAUUGGAGCUAUUGCAGUUGGUGAUUUAGUUAAAUCAACUCUAGGUCCAAAGGGAAUGGAUAAAUUAUUACAAAGUGCAAGUAAUCCAGAUCAUGCAUUAGUUACGAAUGAUGGAGCAACAAUAUUAAAAUCUAUACCAUUUGAAAACCCAGCAGCAAAAGUCCUUGUGAAUAUAUCAAAAGUUCAAGAUGAUGAAAUUGGAGAUGGUACAACAUCAGUUACAGUAUUAAGUGCAGAAUUAUUAAGAGAAAGUGAAAAAUUAAUUGAUCAAAAAAUCCAUCCACAAACUAUUAUUGAAGGUUUUAGAAUUGCAAGAAAAUAUGCUAUUGAAGCAUUAGAUAGAAAUGCUACAAAUAAUGGAUUAAAUCCUGAAAAAUUUAAAAAAGAUUUAAUUAAUAUCGCUAAAACUACAUUAUCAUCGAAAAUUUUAUCACAAGACAAAGAUCAUUUUUCAAAAUUAGCAGUUGAUGCUAUAUUAAGAUUAAAAGGUUCAACAAAUUUAGCAAAUAUACAAAUUAUAAAAAAAGUUGGUGGGAAAUUAUCAGAUUCUUAUUUAGAUGAAGGUUUUAUAUUGGAAAAAAAAUUUGGUAUUGGACAACCUAAAAAAAUUGAAAAUGCCAAAAUUUUAAUAGCUAAUACAUCAAUGGAUACUGAUAAAGUUAAAAUAUUUGGAGCAAAAUUUAAAGUUGAUUCUACAUCAAAAUUAGCAGAAUUAGAAAAAGCUGAAAAAUUAAAAAUGAAGAAUAAAGUAGAUAAAAUAAAAAAAUUUGAUAUAAAUGUAUUUAUAAAUCGUCAAUUAAUUUAUGAUUAUCCAGAAUCAUUAUUUACGGAUUCUAAAAUAAAUACAAUAGAACAUGCUGAUUUUGAUGGUGUUGAAAGAUUAGCUUUAGUAACAGGUGGUGAAGUUGUAAGUACUUUUGAUAAUCCAGAAAAUGUUAAAUUAGGUCAUUGUAAAGUAAUUGAAGAAAUUUUUAUUGGUGAAGAUAAUUUUCUUAAAUUUUCAGGUGUUGAAGCAGGUGAAGCGUGUACUAUUGUAUUAAGAGGAGCUACUGAACAAGUACUCGAUGAAGCAGAAAGAUCAUUACAUGAUGCAUUAUCAGUAUUAUCACAAACUACAAAAGAUACUAAAACAGUAUUGGGAGGUGGAUGUGCAGAAAUGUUAAUGGCAAAAGCAGUUGAUCAAGUAGCUGCUAAUGAAACUGGUAAAAAGGCAUUAGCUAUAGAAGCUUUUAGUAAAGCUCUUAGACAACUACCUACCAUUUUAGCAGAUAAUGCAGGUUAUGAUUCAAGUGAUUUAGUUACAAAAUUAAGAUCAGCUAUAUAUAAUGGUAUAUCUACUUCAGGUUUAAAUCUUAACGAAGGUAUUGUUGAUGAUAUGAGAGAAUUAGGAAUUGUUGAAAGUUAUAAAUUAAAAAAAGCAGUUGUUAAUUCUGCUACUGAAGCUGCUGAAGUAUUAUUGAGAGUUGAUAAUAUUAUACGUGCUAAACCUCGUACUGCUGAUAGAAAUCAUUAA